ACUUCAUCAUCCGCGCAUGCGCAGCAGCUCCCUCUCCUCUCCUCCUGCCUCUCCUAUGACUGACCGCUAGUGACCUCAGUUUCUGCAGCAGCACACAACUUGAGACGGCACACACCCGCACACACACACACACACACACACACAUACACAAAAAACCCACGCGAGGAGAGAUGUCCGGUAUAUUCGGGAAGAUCUUCGUGGGCAUUUACGUGGAGAUAAAACGGAGCGACGGACGAAUACACCAGGCGAUGGUCACAUCACUGCACGAGGACAAUGACAGUGUGACAGUGGAGUGGAUCGAGAAUGGAGACACCAAAGGGAAAGAGAUCGAUCUGGAGAGCGUCUUUGCUCUGAAUCCAGAUGUUGCUCCUGAUGAGGAGAUACCACAGAGCCCUGAGGCUCCUCUUCCUCCCUCCAGUGUUGCCAAAACCAGCAAACUCCCCAAGACUAAACGGAUUACAUCAAUACCUAAGGCUGAGAAUGCUCCACGAGAGAACAGAGCUGCAGCAGUGGGAACCACCCGGGCCCGUCCCAGCCAGCACAGCCAAGCUGCAGAGCCACCUCCCCCAGCCAUCGCUCCCCCGACUGCACUAAACCAGUCGAUGCUACAGCAGCAGAACGCACGGAGGAAAUCCAACUGUGUGAAGGAAGUGGAGAAACUGCAGGAGAAACGCGAGAAGAGGCGACUUCAGCAACAAGAGCUCAGAGAGAAGAGAGCACAAGAGGUGGAUGUGAAUUUACCAAACUAUGAAAUCAUGUGUAUGAUCAGAGACUUCAGAGCCAGUCUGGACUACAGGCCUUUAACCAGUAAUGAUCUGAUCGAGGAGCACAGGAUAUGUGUGUGUGUGCGUGCACGUCCUCUCAAUAAAAAAGAGCUGUCGAUGAAGGAUUUGGAUGUGAUCACCAUUCCCAGUAAGGACGUGGUGAUGGUCCACGAGCCCAAGCAGAAGGUGGAUCUGACUCGCUACCUGGAGAACCAAACUUUCCGAUUCGACUACGCCUUCGAUGAGAACUCCACCAAUGAAAUGGUUUACAGGUUCACAGCUCAGCCGCUGGUUGAAACCAUUUUUGAGCGUGGGAUGGCGACCUGCUUUGCAUAUGGACAAACUGGAAGUGGAAAAACACAUACGAUGGGAGGCGACUUUUCAGGAAAGAACCAGGACUGCUCUAAAGGGAUCUAUGCACUGUCCGCCAGAGACGUCUUUCUCAUGAUAAAGAAGCCAAAUUACAAGAAGAUGGAUCUCCAAAUCUUUGCUACGUUCUUUGAGAUUUACAGUGGCAAGGUGUUUGACCUGCUGAACCGCAAAGCCAAGCUGCGUGUCCUUGAGGACGGGAAGCAGCAGGUGCAGGUGGUGGGGCUGCAGGAGAGGGAGGUGAAGUGCACAGAGGACGUCCUCAAACUCAUCGAAGUGGGAAACAGCUGCAGGACUUCUGGUCAGACCUCGGCCAAUGCUCACUCUUCUCGGAGCCACGCUGUCUUCCAGAUCAUUCUCCGUCGGCGGGGAAAGAUGCACGGAAAGUUCUCCCUUAUUGAUCUGGCGGGUAACGAGAGAGGAGCGGACACAUCCAGCGCUGACCGUCAGACUCGCCUUGAAGGAGCUGAGAUCAACAAGAGCCUGCUGGCACUAAAGGAGUGUAUUCGAGCGCUGGGCAGGAACAAACCUCACACUCCAUUUAGAGCCAGCAAGUUAACCCAAGUCCUGAGGGACUCGUUCAUCGGAGAGAACUCCAGAACAUGCAUGAUUGCAACCAUCUCUCCUGGGAUGGCGUCAUGUGAAAACACCUUGAACACGCUGAGAUACGCCAACAGAGUAAAGGAGUUUGGGAUCAGUCCCUCAGAUAUUCCCUUCUCUCAGAGCGGGGGAGGAGGGAGUCGCUCUGAGCUCUCCCCUACUUAUGAGGUGAAGGAGCUUACCGUGGACCCUGCAGCAGCGAUGGACAUCCGUCAGGGAGGACACAUCAACCAGCUGGAGGUGCUGGAGGCUCAGUGGGGAGUCGGGAGUUCUCCGCAGAGAGACGAUCUGAAGCUGCUCUGUGAACAGAACGAGGAGGAGGUUUCCCCACAGCUCUUUACUUUCCAUGAGGCCGUCUCUCAGCUGGUGGAGAUGGAGGAGCAGGUUCUGGAGGACCACAGGGCCGUUUUCCAGGAGUCGAUCCGCUGGCUGGAAGAUGAGAAGGUGCUUUUGGAAAUGACGGAGGAGGUGGACUACGAUGUCGAGUCUUUCGCAACUCAACUAGAACAAAUCCUGGAUCAGAAGAUCGACAUCCUCACUGAGCUGAGAGAUAAAGUCAAGUCUUUCCGUUCUGCGCUGCAGGAAGAGGAGCAGGCUAGCCAACAGAUAACCCCGAAGAGGCCUCGUGCACUAUAGACACACAUAAGAUGUUUCACUGUAAUACUGACUUGAGAAAGGUGAAGGCCUGCCGCUGAGGAGGUCCAGAGCUGAUUUGGCUCGGCUGUGAUUUUACAACUUACUGUCUUCUGUGCGUUUGGUCUCUCCUCAACCCCUUUGCUGUACAGGCUGCCGUCGCUUCCCAUCAUGCAUCCGUCCAUCUGUCAAACCAAAGAGCAGGCCGUCGUUGCUCUUCCAUCCUCCUGUGAAGUGUAUUUACAAGGUUUUGUAUGUGUGAUAAGUCACAAGUGCUUCAUUUUAAAAACAAAAAAAAAAAGGUGAAUAUUUGUUUUAAAUACAUUUUUAUAGAGUGGAAUCAUAGCUUCUCCUCACUUUGGCCAGUUUUAUAAACAACUUUUGCCAUUUUGUGCAAUAUUUGGGAGGAUUUUCUUCCUGUUUGUCCCCUUGUUUCAACUCAGGGGUGAACAGGGCAUGUGCAGUUUGUGUGUAAAAUGAGCCACUGUGUGUUUGUGUUGAUACUGUAUGUAAUAUAUGUCUGACUGAGAGGAAGCUUCGAACACAGAACUAACCUUGCAUUACAUUUAUUGACCUAAUGGGGGCACUAUAAUCAAAGACAAAGCAGUUGAUUUCAGAGCGUGCCGCACCACCAUUACUGAAACAGUAAUUUUUCAUUUGCCAAAAUAAAGAAACUCUACUUCUUGUUGCUGUA
Epinephelus fuscoguttatus (brown-marbled grouper) is the source of this 3060-nucleotide messenger RNA. Its product is annotated as kinesin-like protein KIF2A. The record is from RefSeq and is a predicted model, not a curated record. Gene Ontology annotation, molecular function: ATP binding; microtubule binding; microtubule motor activity. The coding region runs from base 171 to 2369 and encodes 732 amino acids. Lineage: Eukaryota; Metazoa; Chordata; Actinopteri; Perciformes; Serranidae. Gene Ontology annotation, biological process: microtubule-based movement. The transcript has 21 exons.